GCGCCCAGCUGGACGUCGGUUGUGAUUAGCGGCUGGGCGUUAAUAAUGGAAUUUACGAAACGUUUGAAAAGCGCUUUUCCCUGGAAAAUGUUCUGGCUGCUGCUGCUGCUGCUGCUCACUUGCAACUUGUCGGAGCGAAUUACAGAUGCUCAAGACGCAGACAUUGUCAGCUCAUGCUCACGGUAUAAGAAGAGCGUCUUCGAUAAGCAGGAUGGCUACAGCUUUCUGUUCCCGAGUGCGCCAAUUACCUAUAAGACCCUGGACACGUGUCACAGCUACACGCCGCUGAUUGUCGACGGAACGCCGGCCGAUCCAAAGGAGUUUCCUCACAUGGCGCGUCUGGGUAAUCGCAAUGACAACAAUGUGACCAAUUGGUUCUGUGGCGGCACCUUGAUAAGCAAUCGGCUUGUGCUCACUGCGGCCCACUGUCUCUACUCGGAAAGCGGCGAAAUCAAUGUGGUGCGACUGGGUGAGCUGGACUUUGACAGCGACCAGGACGAUGCAGAGCCGGAGGACUUUGGUGUGCGGAAUACCACAGAGCAUCCUGACUUCAAGUACCCAGUGCUAUAUAAUGACAUAGCUCUCGUCGAGCUGGAUCGCGGUGUUCGCUUCAGCGUCUACAAGCAUCCCGCUUGCCUGCCCUUCAAUGAUGGAGAGCGCUAUAGCAGCUUUGUUGCCGCUGGCUGGGGCCAAACCUCAUUUGCCGGUGCCCACUCGAGCAAGCUUAGAAAAGUGAAGCUCAAUGGAUUUCGCAGCAACUGCCUGCAGUCCGAUGAUGUCGAGGAGCUGCCCAGUGGAUACAAUGCGACGACACAAAUGUGCGUUGGCUCCGCGCAGAACAAGGAUACCUGCAACGGCGACUCUGGCGGCCCGCUCUUGACCUACCAUGAGGAAUAUCCGUGCAUGUAUCAUGUCAUGGGCAUCACUUCGCUGGGCAUUGGCUGCGGCACGCCCAACGUGCCGAGUCUUUAUACGCGCGUGCACAGCUACUUGAACUGGCUUAAACAGGAGAUGGCAAAAAUUUCGUGAGAUCUAGAGAGAGCUUUAACUAAGCCGGGAUUUACCAUGUGCGCCAUGUACUUUUACUGGGAAGUUAUUUAACGAUAAUUUGAAUAAUUCAAUUGUAAACUGCAGUGUUUGGUCAGCAAUAAAAGGUUCAACACGGCGGCUGCGCAUCAAGCCGGCUAUCAAUCAUUUUCUAUAAGUGGUUGCUGAUGACGUCACGUCUACCUCUACCUCCGCCUCUACCUCUAUCUGCACUUGUAUUGUAU
Drosophila hydei is the source of this 1271-nucleotide messenger RNA. Its product is annotated as serine protease snake-like. Gene Ontology annotation, molecular function: serine-type endopeptidase activity. The record is from RefSeq and is a predicted model, not a curated record. The transcript is spliced from 3 exons. NCBI's taxonomy places the organism in Eukaryota, Metazoa, Arthropoda, Insecta, Diptera, Drosophilidae. The coding region runs from base 46 to 1029 and encodes 327 amino acids. Gene Ontology annotation, biological process: proteolysis.